This is a messenger RNA of Cinclus cinclus, 956 nucleotides long. RefSeq names its product 2,4-dienoyl-CoA reductase 2 (gene DECR2). Lineage: Eukaryota; Metazoa; Chordata; Aves; Passeriformes; Cinclidae. The transcript is spliced from 9 exons. The coding region runs from base 22 to 924 and encodes 300 amino acids. The record is from RefSeq and is a predicted model, not a curated record. Gene Ontology annotation, biological process: fatty acid catabolic process. Gene Ontology annotation, molecular function: 2,4-dienoyl-CoA reductase (NADPH) activity.
UUGAGCAGCGCCCGCCCCAUCAUGGCUGAGGCCGCCAUGGCCGCGCGGGUGCCCCCGGACGAGGACGGAGAUGAGUGUCUGCCCCAGUACCGGCACCUGCUCAGCCCCGACCUGCUCGCGGGCCAGGUGGCUUUCAUCACCGGCGGCGGCUCCGGCAUCGGUUUCCGCAUCGCCGAGAUCUUCAUGAGGCACGGCUGCCGGACCGUCAUUGCCAGCAGGAACCUGCAGCGAGUGUCCGAGGCUUCGAAAAAGCUUGUGGCAGCCACAGGGCAGCAGUGCCUGCCCCUGUCCAUGGAUGUCCGGCAGCCCCAGACCAUCAUGGCUGCGGUGGACGAGGCACUGAAGGAGUUCAAGAGGAUUGACAUCCUCAUUAAUGGUGCUGCAGGGAACUUCCUGUGCCCAGCCAGUGCCCUGUCCUUCAACGCCUUCAAGACAGUGAUAGACAUCGACACCAUGGGCACCUUCAACACCUCCAAAGUCCUCUUUGAGAAAUAUUUCCGGGACCACGGCGGGGUCAUCGUUAACAUCACGGCGACCCUGAGCUACCGAGGGCAGGCCCUGCAGGUGCACGCUGGGGCUGCCAAGGCUGCCAUAGAUGCCAUGACCCGUCACCUUGCAGUGGAGUGGGGACCCAACAACAUCCGUGUGAACAGCCUGGCCCCUGGCCCCAUCACAGGCACCGAGGGCUUCCGACGCCUGGGUGGGAAAUUUGCUGAGAAAUCCGACCAGUUCUCCAUGAUCCCGCUGCAGCGCGCGGGGAACAAGACAGAAAUCGCACACAGCACCCUGUACCUGGCCAGCCCCCUCUCAUCCUAUGUCACCGGCACCACCCUGGUCGUGGAUGGUGGGAGCUGGCUCACCUCCCCCAACAGCUUCUCUGCCUUGCUGGAUGUCUGGGCUGCAGGAGCAAACCAACCCCACUGAUGGACAGCCUGGGACUGACCGAUGGACAGAUG